Molecule: messenger RNA, 1364 nt
Organism: Anopheles aquasalis
Lineage: Eukaryota; Metazoa; Arthropoda; Insecta; Diptera; Culicidae
Source: RefSeq, a predicted model, not a curated record
UUACUAGUGACCGACAUGAAGGAAGGUACAUUGAACAUUCCCGAUUAUGUGCGAGAUGCACUGCUAAAUGUGGCUCAAAAGUUAGGUUUCACCGCCGGCCAGCACACGGUGGAUUACGAUUUUCGCGCCAACGGAGAUAACCGAUCCGUCGUGUCCGUGUUCUAUCGUGUAACGUUUCGCGAGGAACCACGGGAAGCGACCGUGCUGUGCAAAGUGCCACCUCCCGGUGCCGAUGGUACACUGCUGGCGCUCUUUGAGCGAGAAGCGUUCGUGUAUGGCAAGCUGCUACCGGCUUUCGAGCAAUUCCAGCGCACCAGCCAACAGGGUGAUGGUGCCAGCGAUACGGAAGGUGAAGCUAAACCGAAGGAAGAAGCCUUUGGAGAGGAAACCUUCGCUCCUCGCUGCUAUCAUGCGCACUGUGAUGUGAAGAAGGCCGAGGGCAUCAUCAUCAUGGAGGAUGUGCUCCGACGUGGGUUUUCUAACCGACAAAAGUUCGAACCAAUGGACUAUGACCAUGCGCGGCUUGCGAUGUUGCAGCUUGGCCGCUUCCAUGCACUCUCGUUGGCGCUCAAGCAACAACAACCGGAACUGUUUGAGCAGUAUCGCUACAUGACUGACGUCACACGGGAACGUGUGCUCGGUUGUGAAGGGUUCGCUCAAACGAUGCAGCUAGCAUUCGACAGUGCAAUGGCCACGCUCAACCCCGGUGACGGGACGAAGCGGGAAAAGCUCGCUCGUCUGGGAGACGGUUUUGUGGAGGAACUUCAGACGAUCAACGAUACGACGCAGUCAGAGCCAUUCUGUGUCGUGUGCCAUGGUGACUUUUCGGCCGACAAUAUGAUGUUUUCAUAUAAUGGAGGAUUUCCAUCACGGCUCGUCAUGCUCGACUGGCAACUGGCCAAGUAUGGAUCACCGGCGCUUGAUUUCGUGCAAGCCGUUUUCCUAUCGACCGAUGAUUCCUUGCGCAGAAACCACUAUGAUAAUAUGCUGCAAACGUACCAUCAUUCGCUGCUGAGUCAUCUGGAGCGGCUGGGCGAUGUGCGUGCCACGGAGUGGUUCCCGCUUACCGUGCUUAUGCGACUGAUCAAAGUGCAGGCACGGCAAGCGUUGGUACUCGGGAUGCUACAUAUUCCGCUUGCCAUCGCCAGCAAAGAAGCCGCAGAAGAAAAUGAAACCCCGGAAACGGAGGAACAGCGGGAGGACUCGUGUUCGGUUGACAUUAGCGAUACGGAUGAUGCCAAGUAUCAAACACGUAUGGCCGGAUUGUUAAAGGACGUGUUUCGUUUGGGGUAUUUAUGAUGCGAAAAGGAAUUCGAAGCGAGAUGAAUGUUCAAUUGCCUAAAUAAAAUUCGACAUUAAAGUUA